UCCCAGAGAGGUGAACCAACAAAUGUGGUGUCUUAUGUUCUGCAAAUGAGGGAACGUUUGCAAAGGAUGUCUGCACUGGCGCAAUCUCAUUUGGCAGAGGCUCAAACACGCCAAAAGAUGUGGUAUGAUAAGUCCUCCCGUGAGCGACAGUUUGAACCCGGUCAGAAGGUACUGGUGAUGCUACCAAGUCAGGAAAGUAAGCUGUUAGCAAAAUGGCAAGGUCCUUAUGAAGUCAGAAGGAAACUGGGUCCCACUACCUAUGAGGUGGCCCUGACUGACCAAGGUCACUCUACACGAGUCCUGCAUGUAAACCUGUUGAAGCGAUGGUUCUCUCGUCCUGAUAAGUCCACUCAAAGCUUGAUGAUUAAGCAAGUAAAGGAAGAGGAGGACUCUGAUCAGUAUUUGCCCCAAUCGGCUUCAGGAGAUGUGGAUCUGAGUCACCUGUCCCCACAGCAACGGCAGGAGGUGAGAGACCUUUGUGUACCAGAAGUAUUUUCAGAAUAUCCAGGGUUUACUACUUUAAUUGAACAUAAUAUUGUAUUGAAACCCAAUGCGGUGGUACGAAGAAUGAGUUACAGGGUUCCAGAACGUCUUCAACAGGCGCUGAAAGAGGAAGUGGAUCUGAUGCUGAGGCUGGGAAUCAUAGAGCCAUCUACAAUGACUCCUGGGAGCAACAUCUGGGGCAUAUCCGUGAAGUGUUGCAACGUCUUCAGGAGGCAGGGCUGACCGUUAAUCC
Molecule: messenger RNA, 736 nt
Organism: Puntigrus tetrazona (Sumatra barb)
Lineage: Eukaryota; Metazoa; Chordata; Actinopteri; Cypriniformes; Cyprinidae
Exons: 2
Coding region: 46-726 (226 amino acids)
Source: RefSeq, a predicted model, not a curated record